GCGGACGAAUACAAACAUAUAUUGAUCGGCGCACGAUUAUUUUCUGUACUGUGAAUUUUGGUCAAAAUGGAAAAUGAAAUGGAUAGAGGACCGACAGAUUCCGACGAUUACAACUUACAUGACGAAAAUGUGCAGUUGUUUGAGACUGUGGUUCGGUACAGCAGACUUGCAACCCGAAAGCAACCGGAAACACUCUUGCUCUUUGGAUUAUCGGGUUCGGGAAAGACCUCUAUUGUUAACACGAUCUUCAAUGAAUUGACUGGUAUACCUGAAUCAGCUUUACAGGCUGGCUCUGGUAGCACCCAGUCUAAAACACUUGACUUCAAGUGGUAUGUCAAUUGUGGGAUACUCCAGGAAAAUAUAAUCGAUUCUGACCUUCAAUCAAAAAUUGGUGCAAUCAUCGGCAAUCUUCCAAACAUCAUUGACUGCGCUGGGAAGGGCAACGUUAACGACGAACAAACCAAAGAGAUAUUGAGGCAUACGCUCACAGGUCGCAUCCCACCAGGGACAAGCAUAGCUGCUUUGGAGGAAUUGCAAAACAAAAAAGGAGUUGGUUGCUUAAAUGUGGUGCUUCCGCCAUGCAAUCCUGAAUGGGCGGUCACAAAGAUCAUAUUUGUACAAUCGGCAGCGGACUCAAUCCCAGAACAACUACUCGAUAUGUUGCAUGACGUUCUGUCAGAACACGACGAUCGUUUGCAAACGAAAUUCAAGGCAAGCCUAUUUACGGUAAUUACCAAACACGACCUGGUUAAAGAGGCAGGAAGGGAUAUACGGAAGUGAUCAAGAUGCCACCAUCACGGCUGAAGAUUUCCAAGACAAGAAAGACAAGCUAGCUACUGCUCUAGGGAUAAAGAACAAUGUCGGCGACAACUGCAUUCCAUGGGCAAGCUAUUGCGACACAGUCCGUAUGCCGUCUCCAAAGGUCCAAAACUCCGUCUUGAAGCUACUUCGACAAAUCCAGUGUCCAAAACCAGUGGAGCACACAGGCGUGCCUUUGCCAAGGAUAACUCUGCUUCAAUCGUGGCGACUGAAUCUAAAUGCGUUUUUUACCACUAGUUCAUGUCGAACUUACGUUCUCAUUUUUGUUAUCUGUACUCUGGUUGCAGCCUUCUUAUGGCUCAUUGCACAAGUGCAUGAAAGCCCAAAUACAAGUUCUAUUGUAAAUCAUGCGACUGGUGAGCAAAUCAAUUCUACAGGAACGCAAUAAAACUUAAUUUUUAUUUCCAAAAGUGUGUCAAAGCCCUCAUAGGGUUAUUACUGUACAUCGUGCGACCAGUGAGCAA
Messenger RNA from Mya arenaria, 1283 nucleotides. RefSeq lists its product as uncharacterized. Bases 67 to 780 code for a protein of 237 amino acids. Lineage: Eukaryota; Metazoa; Mollusca; Bivalvia; Myida; Myidae. The record is from RefSeq and is a predicted model, not a curated record. The transcript is spliced from 5 exons.